AUGCAAGGUAAGCUCGUGGCCUUACUGGGUCUGGCCAUAUUCGGCAUCGCUGUGAUUGGAACGUUGACCUCAGACAUGAUCCUCAUAGAUGAUCAUUUUAUGAGCGAAAGCGUCGUCAAAACAAGUCCCACAGACUCUCUUCGAAUACUUCUUGUCGGAGAUACAGGAGGAUUACCUGUCUACCCGUUUUACUCUUACGCUCAGAAGAAGGUCGCAAAGGCUAUGGAUAAUUUGGCAGCCCUGAAGAAAGUGCAGUACGUGAUCAACGUCGGCGACAACAUUUAUUACACCGGUGUUUCGGACGAGCACGACUCACGUUUUCGCACUUCCUUCGAGGAUAUCUACAACACCGACGCCCUAGAUGUGCCAUGGUAUCUGAUUGCGGGAAAUCACGAUCACUUUGGAAACGUCUCAGCUCAAGUCGCUUACUCGAAAUACAGCAAGAAAUGGAAUUUCCCCAAACUGUACUACAAUCUAACAUUUCAACUGAACGGCACUUCUAUGGAUGUUGUGAUGUUAGACACUAUCGUGCUUUGCGGGAACACUGCGGACAUCGAGAAUGGUGGAUUCUUCGACAUGUUGUGGAAUCGGUCACAUGAUCCUCAGGGUCCCAGCGAUACUAAGAAGGCAGAGGAACAGUGGCAGUGGAUCGAACAGAUGCUGAGUUCAAGCAGAGCUGACUACCUUUUCGUAGCUGGUCACUAUCCAAUCCAUUCCAUAGCGUCACAUGGACCUACACAGUGCUUAGUGGACCGACUAGAUCCGUUGCUGAGAACCUACAAUGUGUCUGCUUACUUCGCUGGACAUGACCACACGCUGCAGCACAUCGUCUAUCCCAACGACUAUGGCCACCUCACCCACUACGUGGUCUCCGGUGCGGCGUCACGUUCUGACCGCUCGAAAAAACAUAUGGAUACUGUUGCAAAGGAGAACCUCAAAUUUCACUACCCGACUUCAUGGAAUCCUUUCUCGCAGUUGGGAUUCUCUAAUGGUGCUUUUAUUUAUAUGGAAAUAACAAAAGACAACACAGUGAUGUCGUUCCUGAACGGAAAAGGCCAAGAGAAAUAUCGCAUGAGCCUUGAUCCCAGAUCAAAAUCUACUCAUUAG
Messenger RNA from Necator americanus (New World hookworm), 1107 nucleotides. RefSeq lists its product as uncharacterized. Gene Ontology annotation, molecular function: ferrous iron binding; acid phosphatase activity; ferric iron binding. The record is from RefSeq and is a predicted model, not a curated record. The coding region runs from base 1 to 1107 and encodes 368 amino acids. Lineage: Eukaryota; Metazoa; Nematoda; Chromadorea; Rhabditida; Ancylostomatidae. The transcript has 9 exons.